CUCCAUUGCGUUAGUUCGCCGCAACGACAGCAGAUGGUUCUGAAAUCGAUUUCCUUUUCGCGUAGAUGAAGUAGCGUAAGCGUGGCUAAUCAAGGUACAAAAAGAAAAAUGAGCAGCUCAGAGGAGGUAUCAUGGAUUUCUUGGUUUUGUGGACUUCGUGGAAAUGAGUUUUUUUGCGAGGUGGAUGAGGAUUACAUACAGGACAAAUUUAAUUUGACGGGUCUAAAUGAACAAGUGCCGCAUUAUAGACAAGCUUUGGAUAUGAUAUUAGAUUUAGAACCAGAUGAUGAGUUAGAUGACAACCCAAACCAAUCCGACUUGAUCGAACAAGCCGCGGAAAUGUUAUACGGUUUAAUCCAUGCCCGAUAUAUUCUAACAAAUCGUGGAAUUGCUCAAAUGAUAGAAAAAUAUCAGACUGGCGAUUUCGGAUUUUGUCCAAGAGUUUACUGCGAGUCGCAGGCGAUGUUGCCGCUUGGGCUGUCCGAUGUUCCUGGCGAAGCAAUGGUCAAAUCGUACUGUCCAAAAUGUAUGGACGUUUAUACGCCAAAAUCUUCGAGACACCACCACACAGACGGUGCGUAUUUCGGCACCGGUUUUCCACACAUGUUGUUCAUGGUGCACCCCGAGUACCGGCCAAAACGCCCCACCAAUCAGUUCGUUCCUAGGCUAUUUGGCUUCAAAAUUCAUCCAUUGGCAUAUCAAUUGCAACAGCAGGCUGCGUCUACAUUCAAAACACCAUUGAGAACUUUGAAUUUUAACAAUGGAAAACGCUAAUAUUUUUUAAAAUUAUAACCAAGAGAAUAAAGUAUGUUAGUUAAUGUGUUGAUGGAAUUUUUUUUAAAAGUGAUACUUUCUUAUGGACUUGAGUUUAACUUAUGAAUACCAAAAAUAUGAUUUUCUGUUGUUGUUGUUUCCGGUAUUGUUAUUUUCUUUCUACUACCUACUACAAGUGUUUUUUUAUUCCAUCAAGUAACAUUUACCAAUGGUAUAGAAAAAUUAAAGUGCAGUAUAACUAUGUCUAUACUGAUUGUAAAAUAAAAGUAACUUCCCUUAACUCUAAAUAAGAGAGAUUGGGUACAAUAAAUAAAUUUCUUUUUUAAUAGCUAUUUGUAGGUUAAUUAUUUAUGUUACAUGCUAUAUUGUUCAUAUAUAAUUUUAAUAUGUAAAAUACAAAUUAUUAAUAAAACGCAUGACUAUUUAUUUAUGAAA
Brassicogethes aeneus is the source of this 1209-nucleotide messenger RNA. Lineage: Eukaryota; Metazoa; Arthropoda; Insecta; Coleoptera; Nitidulidae. The record is from the annotation of a GenBank genome assembly.